UUCUACAUGGAUGUGGGCCAUUUGGCAGUGUCUCGAGGUUUCUUCUGGAUCAAACCGCAGCUGCUGAUUCGUGAAUGGUGUUUGUCAGUGGAUAGAGCUACUGCUGCUGAUCCAUGUGAACUGAGUGGACAAUAUCCUGACAAAGAAGACUGAGAUCACCCCCAUAGAACUAUUUCUUUUUGUUUUUUUUUUUGGUUUUUUUUUUUUUUUUUUUUGGUUCUUUUUUUCGGAGCUGGGGACCGAACCCAGGGCCUUGCGCUUCUUAGGCAAGCGCUCUACCGCUGAGCUAAAUCCCCAACCCCAUAGAACUAUUUCUAAACGGGUCGCCAUCCCCUUUUUGUUCUAUUAAUUUAUCCUUUCUACUACCUCUGCUGGGUGGUGGGCUAGAAGGGAAAUUAAAGCAUUUAAGAACCCUUAUUAAAAUAGUUUGUGAAAAGCCUCAGCCUACAUCCAAGGGUUCCUGGUCAGGAUCACUGAGUUCCUCCAUGCCACAAUAAGCAGAGCCCCGCUGCAAAGAAGACUCAGAGCAGAGCUGCCCAGAAGAGACUUAAACCAACUGGGGCCCUUGGAAAGGACACUUUCAAAUCGGUUGAGCUGCCUGCAGGCUGUGAAGUGUGCUCCAGAGUCCCAGCUUUUGUGAUCUGUCACCAAGGCUGGGGUGAACUUUGGUGAUGCACCUGUCUUUGAGUCAUUUCUCCUCCUCUCCUGCGCAGACGGAAGCUCCGCCCCUAAAACUUGAGCUUGGAAGUGGAAGUGGGCGUUCCUCUGAGAACGACUGACUCCAGAGAGGUGGGCCGUGGACGUAGGGGCGUAUACUUCCGGGCCGAAGGCGUUUCGUUCCGGGGAGUAGACUUGGAGUGCGGAAGUGAAGGUCGCGCCUGUUGUCCUGUUGCUUAAGCAGGCAUGAAGAUCACCAGGCAGAAACACGCCAAGAAGCAUCUUGGCUUUUUCCGCAACAAUUUCGGAGUCCGCGAGCCCUACCAGAUCCUUCUAGAUGGCACAUUCUGCCAGGCGGCGCUGCGGGGUCGCAUCCAGCUGCGGGACCAGCUGCCCCGCUACCUUAUGGGAGAGACCCAGCUGUGCACCACGAGAUGUGUGUUAAAGGAGUUAGAAACACUGGGAAAGGAAUUAUAUGGAGCCAAACUGAUUGCACAGAAAUGCCAGGUUCGAAACUGUCCUCAUUUCAAGAGCGCAGUGAGUGGAUCUGAAUGUCUCCUGUCUAUGGUGGAUGACGGGAAUCCUCACCAUUAUUUCGUGGCCACACAGGAUCAGAACUUAUCUGUGAAAGUCAAGAAAAAUCCUGGAAUUCCUCUCAUGUUCAUUAUUCAGAACACCAUAGUGUUGGACAAGCCUUCUCCCAGAACCGUGGCCUUUGUGAAGGCGGUGGAGGCAGGCCAGCUGGUCUCUGUGCACGAGAAACAAAGCAUCAAGGAACUCAAGGAGGAGCAAGGCUUGGUGCGGAACCCUGAACUGAGGAAGAGGAGAAAAAAAAAGAAGGUGGGCGGCCCCAAUCCUCUCAGCUGCCUGAAGAAAAAGAAGAAAGCACAGGAUACAAAGUCCCCUGCUUCGGAAAAGAAAAGGAAAAGGAAACGGAUUCGGAUUCGAAACAAAUCCACUCCUAAAGUGUCUGCGCAGCAGGGUGCGGAAGGAUGAUGGGUGCUGUGGCUACUCAGAUGUCAGAGUGAAAGCGAAUUUCCUUCUCAAACUGUGAAAAUGUUUAUACCAGAGGACUAACUUAUUUUUGUAAACUAAUACUGGCACAUACACUUUUGCCUAAAAUUAAAGAAUGGUUGGGUUUGUCA
This is a messenger RNA of Rattus norvegicus (Norway rat), 1802 nucleotides long. Lineage: Eukaryota; Metazoa; Chordata; Mammalia; Rodentia; Muridae. The record is from RefSeq and is a predicted model, not a curated record.